AUGAUCCAUCUCGAUCGUAACCGCAACGAAAUCGAUUCAGAACAAAAUUCAAAUCUUAUCUUACAAGAGGAUCAUUCAGCUACUUUCAAUUGGGUCACAGACAUCUCUCAUAACGACGACCAUCACAGUUAUUUCCAAAACUCUUUGUCUGACUUGAAUAAUAACCAUCCCGAGGGUCAGACAAUCCAUCCUAUCCAACUUCAAACUGACGACAAGAGUUCGUCACUUUCACCUCCUCCAGACUACACCUCUCCUCAAAUUAAACGCAAGUCUCCUCCACAAGAACCAGUACAAGAACCAGAACCAGAAGACGAUGGAGAUGGUUCUUAUUCAAGACAGUUAACACCACUCACAGAUCUAUCAGCAGUACCAGAUGGUGACGAUAGUUUGGAUUUUGAAAAGAAGGACGGCAGUACAGGAGAGGUAGAGCAAGAGCAGAAUGGAGACCUAAACAGCGCACAAGAAAAUCAAGAUAAUCGUUGGUCAGAAAAACGCACAAUAAAUGGCACUUCAUCCCCAGUCCGCUCAAUACCAAACUCUCCUACAAGACAUCCUAUCUCAAUACCCGUACCAGGUCCCUCUCACAGACUUGGCCCAUCAGCAGGUCCUUCUCAUUCAAGACGUCCAUCAAGGGAAAUCGUAUCAAUCAGCCAACUCCCUUCACCAAACUUACCAUCAGCAAAAUUAUCUGAUCCCUCUGCUAAAGAUCCAAAAGUCGUUAGGAUUCUCGAGAUCAACUCAGAGUUGCUAAAAGUCUGUAUGGAGUUUCAGACACGUGGCUUGCCACAAACUGACGCUCGCUUCUCUCAUCUUGCUAAUCGCAUACAAGUAAACUUGACUUGGCUAACAGUAGCUGCAGAUCCUCAUCGAUGUAAUGAUCCCAGACUCGCAUUGCCUGCAAUGGAUGCUCCUUCUCCCGUUGAAUUCAUGUCGAUGGAUCGAAUACAUCAACUUUAUGCCGAUUUACCCACCAUAUUCGCAAAGGAACUCGCACGACGCCAGCCCACUUCCGGCGCUCAAUAUUCUCCUACCACUUCCGCACUCCUAAAUGGCCCAUUAAAGCGCAGCAGACCAGACGACAUGGCAGACCUCAUGAACAAAAGACGCGACAUCGGUGAGACCAAACAACACUCCAUGCAACCACCCGCAAUUCCAUCCAUAUCUAUAUCCGGUACUGGCCAGCGCCCCAGCCCCGCGUCCGCUUUCAUUCCUCCCAUCCACCCAAACAUGACCGUCGCCAGCACCCCCGCCAUGCCGCAGAGUCCUCGUACCUCCAGUCCCAUGCCCCCACCAGUGUCUGCCCCCUCACUACCCUUUGGCGCCACUGAAGCGUCGAUAGCAGCCACGACACGCGCUCGCGCACGGGAAAUGCAGAUCCACCAAGCACGCGAACAACAACUCCGAGCAGCCCAGAUGCAACAACAGAUGCAAUCCGCGCGCCAGAUGUCUCCUCCUGAUUCCUCCCCACGAAUUCCCCAGAAUUCGGGGCCGGGCGCACCGCAACAUCCGCAUACAUCAUAUAGCCAGAACGCUGCAGCGAUGCAGAUUCUCCAAAAUCCCAACCACCCCCUGGUGACGUAUCUCGUGUCCCAAAUCCCCAACUUCACAUCCCUGCCGGUGCCUCAACAAGUGCAGAAGCUCACGAGUUUUCAUAAUAUUCUACAGCAGAAGCAGCAACAUAAUCCGUCCAAUCAGCAACAACGCCCGCCCAUGCCUGGUCAAAUGCCCGGUCUAGGCCAGAACCCCUCCAUGUCGCCCAUGCCCAACGUCCCCAUGCAGAGCGGUGGCCCAAGCCCCAUAUCCCCCCUAGGCCAGCAAUCACCCGUCUCAUCCCAACCCCAACAACAAAUGAGCGCCCAAUCCCAGCAAACCGGCAUGUACCCAUUCAACAAUCAACCCCACAACGCACCCAGUGUAGACCCCCGCAUAGCAGCCCCCAAUUUCUCACAACAGAUGCCGGGCAACAUGAGCGCCAUGAACCUCAACCAGCAACGACAGCUCAUGCUCAUGCAGCAGCAAAUGCGGAAUUCAGGCGGGAACAUGAACAUGAACGCUCCGAACCUCAUGAACCCGCAGCAGGCGUUUGCGAUGCAGCAGCAACAGCAGCGGGGGAUGCCCCAGGGCGGUCCGUCCCAAGGGGGUUCACCCAUGUCCGCCCCCGCGAACGAUACCUUCCCCGCAUUGCGCUCGAAUUCGACUAUUCCGGGAAUUGCGAGGAGUGGUCGGUCGCCUUCUGAGAGCGUGCAUUCGCCCAUGACGCCUCGUGCCCCGUCAAGGCUUUCCUCGCAGCCUCCUAUUCAGCCUGAAGACUAUCAGCGGGCGAUGACGCAGCAGCCACAGCCAGGCAUGAUGGGGACGCAGCAGAAUGCUGGAUCGUUCCAUCCACAGAUGCAAUAUCAUCAGUGGCCAAAUGGUCAACAACAGCAGCAGCAGCAGCAGCAACAGCAACAGCAACAGCAGCAACUGUCGCUUGGAGGCCAAAUGAACGGGUUUGGGAUGAACCCCCAGGGAGCAGUAGCAGCGAACAGCCCCUACGGCGGCUCCAUCUCGCCAUCCGGAGGGCCCAACUGGCAACAGCAAAGCAUGAACGGAUACUACCCCCAAAGCAACCAACGACCUCCAAACGUCCCCAUGCAACAAAACAUCAGUCCAAUAGGAGACACGAGCACAGGAGAAUAUGACAUAUUUAAUUGGAAUGGUCCAUGA
Suillus subalutaceus is the source of this 2706-nucleotide messenger RNA. RefSeq lists its product as uncharacterized. NCBI's taxonomy places the organism in Eukaryota, Fungi, Basidiomycota, Agaricomycetes, Boletales, Suillaceae. The coding region runs from base 1 to 2706 and encodes 901 amino acids. The record is from RefSeq and is a predicted model, not a curated record. The transcript is spliced from 5 exons.